AUGAAGGCCGCAGAAACGAGGGAGAGGAAGAGAUUCAGAACGCACAGCCUGAUGGCGAAAAGGGACACGCAACGAGUGAGGAUGGGAGGGCUGGACGACGGGCGGCUAUCCGCGCCAUGCGGCCGCAUUCGCGCCGUCGCUGAUUCGCUCGUUAAGACACACCCCAGCCCGCGCCGAGAGCGCGAAAAGCAACCCUCCGCUUCAUGGCGCGACUUUAUUGGUUUUGACCUGCUGUGA
Molecule: messenger RNA, 237 nt
Organism: Colletotrichum lupini
Lineage: Eukaryota; Fungi; Ascomycota; Sordariomycetes; Glomerellales; Glomerellaceae
Exons: 1
Coding region: 1-237 (78 amino acids)
Source: RefSeq, a predicted model, not a curated record